CCUUGAGCUCCUUCCUACAACAGAAUUACGUUGACACAUUAGCGACUCUAGACUCAGCUGAACAGAAGAAGAAAAAGGCUCAAGCGGACAGCUGCGGACAGCUAUUAGUAAUGUCAUAUAUAUACACUCAACAGCAGCUAGAAGUAGAUCAGCCUUGAAUUUUAUGAAUUUUGACCGACUAUAUUUCUGGGAAAUCGAUACCUAACUUCGAUUAUGUCGGCCGCUAUACUCCCCCUACCCGGUGCGGAUCAGCCCGAUGAGAAUCGAGGACCCCAGAUUGCUGGGGCCGUGGUAUCGACGACUCUAGCUGCGCUGAUCGUCGUUUGCGCAAGGAUAUACGUCCGCUUGCGAAUGAUUCAUAGUAUUGGGACAGAUGACUAUGUUAUGCUUGCAGCUAUGUUGCUCUCACUCGUUGGAAUGGGAAUCGUUAUCGCCCAAGUUCACUACGGAGCAGGUCGCCACGCCGCAUAUCUCGACCCCGAAGUCAACAGGUUUGGCCUCAAGUUAAACUUUGCCUCGCAGCCAAUAUACCUAUGGGCCAUUCCAAUGGUGAAGAUGUCAGUGGGAAUCUUUUUGGUCCGCAUCAGCCCUUCCAUCUACUACAAGCGAAUUCUACAGGGCGUCAUGACGUUUCUCAUGGCGUACACGUUCGUUUGCUUUAUGACGUUGAUGUUACAAUGCAACAACCUCGCAGUGCUUUGGGACGCUCGUAUUCAGACGACGUGCUGGUCACAGUCGACUCUCCAAGGACUGAGCUAUGCCAAUUCAACCGUCAAUAUCGUAACAGAUAUAUUCUUUGCGCUCUUGCCCAUCCCGAUGCUUUGGAAUGUCAAGAUUAAUGCCCGUACUAAGGCUUCGCUUAUAUGUGUCCUUGGUCUCGGUGUCUUCGCAUGCGCCGCCGCUAUUGUUAAAGCUGCCUUCAUUUCAAACUAUGGGAAAACUGGCGAUUUCUUGUGGGACUCGGCUAACUUAACUAUAUGGAUCGCGGUCGAAACAAACACAGGAAUCAUCGCCGCGUGCCUACCAUGUAUAAAGCCGAUGUUCAAAUCCAUCUUCGACAGCACUCUUCGCUACGGAUCGUCUCGCAAGAAAGACGCAUACAAUCUCCACGAUUAUCCUCACGAUACAGGCACUAAGGGAUCUAAAUAUUUACACUCCCAGACAAGGACAGAGAUAGAUGCCAGACGCGUAGUCGUUCCGAAUAGCCUAGCAGACAAUAUAAGCGAGGAGAGCAUCUUGACGCAGAAGCCUGACGGAAUUACUAAGACGACCGUUAUAACAGUCGAUCGAAGCGUCGAAGAGAGCGGCGAAUCAUCAGGAUGGCAUAAGGACUAUCCGGAGCGGGUGGUUGAAGAUAGAUUAUAAUCGAGUUAGCCGAACAAUAUCAGGACAUAUUGGUAGGCAUAAUUAAUUCGAUAAGUUUGUUUUGGCCCCUUUGAAUCAACUUCUCUUUCAUCAGAGGGAUAUGACCAUCACUCAAUUACGAAAGACU
Messenger RNA from Daldinia vernicosa, 1492 nucleotides. RefSeq lists its product as uncharacterized. The record is from RefSeq and is a predicted model, not a curated record. The coding region runs from base 214 to 1365 and encodes 383 amino acids. The transcript is spliced from 6 exons. NCBI's taxonomy places the organism in Eukaryota, Fungi, Ascomycota, Sordariomycetes, Xylariales, Hypoxylaceae.